AUGUUCUUCUUGUCCAAAAAACACAAGACCCCCAUCAGCACUUACACCGACUCCUACCGCCCGCCAUGCUCUGUCAAAAAGACCAUCAAAGAGCGAGCUCCACAGCAGCUCUGGAAAGAAAACAAGUUUGUGACGCAGGGAUUAACGAUGCCCCCAGUACAAAAUCCAGCAAGCCAAGGUCAGACCGAGCAGCUGAUUAAGGAGGCAAUGCAGGAGUACUACAGGAACACCAUCGACCCCGCUGCCUACCGGCCCGAGAAGUACUGGCUGGACAGGUCCGAAGAGAAGUACAACCCAGUUUUUGUCCAUGAGGACAAAUACACCACCUGGAGAACAGGUCCCUACAACAGCGCAGCCUGGAAUAAGCACUCCUCUUACCUCCCACUCCUGCCCAAGGAGACAAGGAUGGAGACCUUCCUGCACAGCAUACCCGUGGCGUGCUCCCCGAAACCCACCCGCCUCAAUCAAUGCGAGAAGUUGGUGGUCGCUGACAUGCUGCGCAGGCUGCCCAUGUACACCAUGACAGGGAGCGGACCCUCCCAGGGCUUCUACAGCCCCUGCUCUGGGCGCCACUACUGCCUGCGAGGGAUGGACUACUACAUUGACGGGGACCCUGCCAUCAGAAGGCAUCUCGAUGCACCAGGAGAGAGGGCUGAGUAUCCCAUGCUGCAGUUACAGCCUCAGAGCGAUGUUCUGUACAUCUACAGAUCGCCCCCAGCCAUCCUCCCCGUACAGGAGCCCUAG
Fulmarus glacialis (Northern fulmar) is the source of this 744-nucleotide messenger RNA. RefSeq names its product chromosome unknown open reading frame, human C9orf24 (gene SPMIP6). NCBI's taxonomy places the organism in Eukaryota, Metazoa, Chordata, Aves, Procellariiformes, Procellariidae. Gene Ontology annotation, cellular component: perinuclear region of cytoplasm; manchette. The record is from RefSeq and is a predicted model, not a curated record. Gene Ontology annotation, molecular function: alpha-tubulin binding. The transcript is spliced from 6 exons. Bases 1 to 744 code for a protein of 247 amino acids.